UCCAAGAAAUCAAAUCACAGAGAAGAAAAACUACCGGAAAAGAAAAGAAAUGAGACCCAACAUUGUUUCUGAGGCAGGAUUGCGUACUAGGUUUGGGCAGUGGUGGGACAAUAUCCCUUUUCUCACUUCUGCAGUUGUGAUUAUCUGUUCUAUUAUAUACUUGGUCUGCCUUUUGGUUGGGUAUGACUCCUUUGUCGAAAUAUGCUUCUCUCCAUCUGCAAUUAUAUCCCAAUUCCAAGUAUACAGGAUUUAUACCGCCAUUAUCUUUCAUGGUUCUCUGCUGCAUGUUCUCUUCAAUAUGAUGGCGUUGGUUCCUCUGGGUUCUGAGCUGGAGAGAAUCAUGGGAUCUGUUCGCUUGUUUUACAUGAUAGUUUUAUUGGCAACAAGCAAUGCCAUUUUCCAUGUUCUUAUUGCAUCACUGGUAGCCUAUAAUCCUUUUUAUUCAUAUCACUAUCUCAUGAACGAGUGUGCAAUAGGCUUCUCAGGAAUUUUAUUUUCUAUGAUUGUUAUAGAGACAAGUCUGAGUGGAGCUCAAACUAGAAGUGUGUUUGGACUCUUUAAUGUUCCUGCUAAAUGGUAUGCAUGGAUCCUAUUGGUAGUGUUCCAGCUUCUUAUGACGAAUGUCUCAUUGCUUGGACACCUAUGUGGCAUUUUGUCCGGAUUUGCAUAUACUUAUGGGUUAUUCAACUUUCUAAUACCUGGAACCUCAUUCUAUUCUGCCAUUGAGUCAUCCUCAUUACUUUCAAGUUGUGUGAGGCGACCAAAAUUUAUUUUGUGCACUGGUGGCAACCCUCAAGCUUACAUUCCUACACAUUCAAGCUCAAAUACUUCACCCAGUGGCUUAAUAUCUGGAAAUAUAUGGAGAAACCUUUCUUCCUGGAUGCCACAAAGGGGAAUGUCUACCCAGGCAUCCCAAGAGAGUUCCAGGUUUCCUGGGAGGGGAAGGACUCUAAGUUCAAGCCAAAGUCAAACUACUCCUUCUGAUUCUACUCUAGAGGCUAGACUAUUGGAUAAUAGCAACCUAGACCAUUCUUUAGAUGUGGCAGCAAAUACGACACAACAACAGGUACUGGAUGAAAGGCGGUCAUCUGUAGAUAGUGCUGCUGCAGUUGCAAGAGGCAAUGCACACCAUCAGGAUUCAUUGGCGUCUGAAGAAGACAUCCAAAAACUUGUAUCAAUGGGUUUUGAAAGGACACAGGUAGAAGUUGCCAUUGCAGCCUCUGAUGGAGAUCUAAAUAUAGCGGUUGAAAUUCUGAGCCAACAGGGGUAGAGAAGCAAGAGGAGAUGUCUGCUUAUCCUACUGAUUGCCCAUCUCAUCAUGUCUGCUUGGGUUAAUCUCUUUACUCUCUUCUGUAAAUUGCUCUGCUUGGGGGGUUGGGUUUGGAUGGUGUGGUUUCUGAAUAGAAAAAAAUCUGUACCGACAUUUUACCAACAGAAAAGCUCAAGAUAAUUAACGAAGUUCACAGCAACCAUGCAAGUUGUACUGCAUCUUAAAAAUUCAUAUUGAUUUUAGUGCAUUAGGGUUAGGGUUUAAUUUUUCCUGGAUUAGCAGCGGCCAGAAGUUUCUAUUCAAAGUUAUACUAGAGUGCAAAUAUUGGCCAUA
Molecule: messenger RNA, 1603 nt
Organism: Vitis riparia (riverbank grape)
Lineage: Eukaryota; Viridiplantae; Streptophyta; Magnoliopsida; Vitales; Vitaceae
Product: rhomboid-like protein 15
Exons: 13
Coding region: 50-1270 (406 amino acids)
Biological process (GO): endoplasmic reticulum unfolded protein response
Cellular component (GO): Hrd1p ubiquitin ligase ERAD-L complex; endoplasmic reticulum membrane
Molecular function (GO): ubiquitin-specific protease binding; serine-type endopeptidase activity; misfolded protein binding
Source: RefSeq, a predicted model, not a curated record